Trametes versicolor FP-101664 SS1 is the source of this 1686-nucleotide messenger RNA. RefSeq names its product phenoloxidase (gene TvLac2). Gene Ontology annotation, molecular function: copper ion binding; oxidoreductase activity. Bases 37 to 1611 code for a protein of 524 amino acids. The transcript has 11 exons. NCBI's taxonomy places the organism in Eukaryota, Fungi, Basidiomycota, Agaricomycetes, Polyporales, Polyporaceae. The record is from RefSeq and is a predicted model, not a curated record.
AUUUCGCUUCUGUUCGAGGGUAGAACACAGAACGCUAUGACUGGGCUGCGUCUUCUUCCUUCCUUCGCGGCGUUGGCCGUGACCGUGUCUCUCGCGCUCAACGCGUUGGCUGGAAUCGGGCCUGUGCUCGACCUCACGAUCUCCAACGCGGUGGUGUCGCCCGAUGGUUUCUCUCGCGCGGCGGUCGUUGCGAAUGACCAGGCUCCCGGGCCUCUCAUCACGGGCCAGAUGGGCGACCGCUUCCAGAUCAAUGUGGUCAACAAGCUGUCGAACCACACCAUGCUUAAGUCGACCAGCAUCCACUGGCACGGCUUCUUCCAGAAGGGCACGAACUGGGCGGACGGCCCUGCGUUCGUGAACCAGUGCCCGAUUGCGACGGGGCAUUCGUUCCUUUACGACUUCCAGGUCCCUGACCAAGCCGGAACGUUCUGGUACCACAGCCAUCUGUCUACCCAGUACUGUGACGGGUUGAGGGGUCCAUUCGUCGUCUACGACCCGAAUGACCCUCAUGCCAGCCUCUACGAUGUGGACAACGAUGACACCGUCAUCACCCUCGCUGACUGGUACCAUACUGCUGCCAAGCUUGGGCCAGCCUUCCCUCCUGGCUCCGAUGCGACGUUGAUCAAUGGGCUCGGCCGUACAGCGGCCACCCCCAACGCGGAUCUCGCUGUCAUCAGCGUCACGCAUGGCAAGCGGUACCGUUUCCGCCUGGUGUCGAUGUCCUGCGACCCCGCGUACACGUUCAGCAUCGACGACCACUCGAUGACCAUCAUCGAGGCGGACUCGGUCAACACAAAGCCGCUCGAGGUCGACUCGAUCCAGAUCUUCGCCGGCCAGCGCUACUCGUUCGUGUUGGAGGCAAACCAGGACGUCGGUAAUUACUGGGUCCGCGCAGACCCUCUGUUUGGCACGACGGGCUUCGACGGUGGUAUCAACUCCGCGAUCUUGCGCUACGAUACCGCGUCGCCCACCGAGCCGACGACGACGCAGGCUACUUCCACGAAGCCAUUGAAGGAGACCGACCUUGAGCCUCUCGCUUCGAUGCCGGUGCCUGGCUCUGCUGUCUCGGGCGGUGUUGACAAGGCUAUCAACUUCGCUUUCAGCUUCAACGGUUCCAACUUCUUCAUCAACGGCGCGACCUUCCAGCCUCCCACCACCCCCGUUCUGCUGCAAAUCAUGAGCGGCGCCCAGGCUGCCAGCGACCUCCUCCCGUCCGGUGACGUCUACGCCCUGCCGUCGGACUCGACCAUCGAGCUCUCGUUCCCCGCGACUACUGGUGCUCCCGGUGCCCCCCACCCCUUCCACUUGCACGGUCACACCUUCGCUGUCGUGCGCAGCGCAGGCAGCACUGAGUACAACUACGACAACCCGAUCUGGCGCGACGUCGUCAGCACUGGUACCCCUGCAGCGGGCGACAACGUCACCAUUCGCUUCAGGACUGACAACCCUGGUCCGUGGUUCCUCCACUGCCACAUCGACUUCCACUUGGAGGCCGGCUUCGCCGUGGUCAUGGCUGAAGACAUCCCCGACACCAAGGCCGACAACCCUGUCCCCCAGGCGUGGUCGGACCUUUGCCCCAUCUACGACGCCCUCGACGCUGACGACCAGUGAACACGCCUCAUGAGAUCGUCAACGCUUCCUCAAUCAUUGACUUACCGACUUGCUAUUUCUAACGCCCUAUUUGCG